AUGGCUGCGCACACCCCUCUGCCCCCCAACCUCCGCUGGGGCUUGGCGGCGUUCAGCGGCUCCCUCUUCCUCAACAACAAGACGCGGGACAGCGGCACUGCCCACACCUACCACCCAGCCCACGAGGUGCUGGCCAGCCUGCCCCUCCAGAUGAUGCUGUACUUCAACGUCUACUACUUCCCGGUUUGGUGCCUGGCUGAGGGGAUGAUGCUGCAGCUGAAGUACCACCUGCUGCCUCAGCACUACCAGUUCCUGCUGGUUGCUGCCUUCCUCAUCCUCUUGCUGGCUGAGGGCUGCCGCCUCUACCUGGGCUAUGUGGGGAACCUGCAGGAGAAGGUGCCCGAGCUGGCCGGGUUCCUCCUCCUCUCCCCCAUCACCCCCCUGCCGCUGGAGAUGGCCAUGCACAGCCUUUUCCUGGCCUUCCUCGUCGCAGAGAUCAUGGCUGCCUUCCUUGCUCUGAAGACCAUGACCAAGCAGCUGGCGGCACAGUUCCACCUGCGGCAGUUCAAGGAGGGUGGCAGGGGAUGGCUGGGGCAGGGGGGCACAGGGGUGCAGGCAGCUGAGGAGGGGUGA
This is a messenger RNA of Nipponia nippon (crested ibis), 573 nucleotides long. NCBI's taxonomy places the organism in Eukaryota, Metazoa, Chordata, Aves, Pelecaniformes, Threskiornithidae. The record is from RefSeq and is a predicted model, not a curated record.